AUCGCCAAAACAGCUGGAGGCUUUUAAUUUCAAAACAAAAACACGCUGAUUUUCGUUUUUAUAUAAUUCCAGCUAGUAAUGGCACUUACAAAGGUCUACGAUGCGGCCACUGUGUUUAAGCACUUAAAUGGCAUCAUAAAUGUAUAUAAGCCGGCUGGUAUUAAGGUCAAGCACGUGCGCAACGCCAUUCUAAGCAACAUUUGCAAAGGACUUAAUGAACUCGAGCAGAGAGAACCACGUAGAUUACCGAAGAGCAGACUGCUUCUGGGCACUGGCACUGCCGCGGACACUGUCCUGCAUAAGAUAGCCAAAGAUACAGAUCUUUCGGAUCACAUACUAGCUGCUGGCCCAAGAUACAUGCCCGAUGACAUUCGCUGUGCCGCCGUCGCCUCACUUGGUAGGCACACAAGCGGCGUCUUGUUGCUCGGCCUGAACAAUGGACUGAAACAAUCGAGCCUCAUACAGCGCAAUCGGCCGGUGCGCGUCUACCAUGUGACCGCUCGCAUGGGUACCGCCACAGAGAAUCACUUGCCCGAUUCGCACGUCACGGUGCGCGCCAACAAUCGUCAUGUCACCGCAGAGCGCAUCAGCGGCUUGGCCUCUUCCAUGCAAGCCUCACACCAGCGCAAAAUGUACGAACUAUGCGGCGUCGAUCUACAAACGCAGGCGGCAUACGAGCUGGCCUGCAAGGGCCUUCUUCGGCCUGCAGACAACAGCCAACCGGUCGUCUAUGGCAUCAAGCUAAUACAUUUUGAACGGCCUCACUUUACGCUCGAGCUGCACACCAUCAACGAGAGCGAACAGUAUAUGGCGGCCCUGGUGCAUGACAUGGCCAUAGAGCUGCGCACGGUUGCGCACUGUUCGCAGCUGCGUUGCAUACGCCAUGCCCACUUCGAUGUGACGGACAGUCUGCUGAGGCAUGGCUGGCAUCUGCCGGGCAUCGUGAGAAAUAUGAGGCAACAGCGAGAUGUGCUUGAAGCUCAUCCGCAGUUGUUGGAGCAACAGCGCGUGGAUCUGCACGCUGCGCCACAAUAGGCUAUUAAGAGUAAAUUAAUUGUAAAAUAAUAUUUCUUAUAAGGAAA
Molecule: messenger RNA, 1082 nt
Organism: Drosophila virilis
Lineage: Eukaryota; Metazoa; Arthropoda; Insecta; Diptera; Drosophilidae
Product: pseudouridylate synthase TRUB2, mitochondrial
Biological process (GO): pseudouridine synthesis; RNA processing
Molecular function (GO): pseudouridine synthase activity; RNA binding
Source: RefSeq, a predicted model, not a curated record